CUUGACGCUUGAUUGAUUUUACAUUUAUUUUUAAUUUUGAUGAUGAUGAUGAUGAUGAUGAUGAUGAUGAUGAUGAUGUAGGUUCAUGGGCUUUAUUUGAGUGCAUGUUUAGUGAUAUCUAAGGUUUUGGGUGCGGCUGUACGGAAACAUGUCUACUCUUUUGACCAAACCUGGGUAACUCAUCUUCGGCAGAAGAUGAAAUUCUUUUCAGGCGGAGGUUCCUGAGAGGAGGAAAUCAUCAUUCCUACCCGAAUCCGAGGGACCUGAUGUAUACUCAUGGGUCACAUCAUGUGCUCCUGAUCAUGAUGCAGAAUGUGUCACUGAGAUAUUAGUUAGAGGGUUUUGCAGGGGCUCGAUGAUGCCCGUGCUACCAGAAAAUGAACAAAUAUGCAUUGACCUCAUCCUCUCAGAGUACAAUCCUUUCAAGCUUAUGAAGGAUGGAAAGCUGGUGGCUUACCCAUGGGACAUGCCUCCUCCUUAUCCAACAAAUUCGGCAAUUCUCUCAUCUUCGUUGUCUUCUUCGCCGUUCUCACAUAUUCAUGCACUCCUUCCUUUGAAGAAGAGUGAGCCCUUGAAUCUCUCCGAGUCCCUGCGCAGUUACUUUGUCCUCAAAUACUCUGAGAGCAUGGCAAAGAGAGUAGAAGGCCUUGUCGCAAUGGUACACAAAUUGCACAAUCAGAUGCUGCGUGAUGACCUUUCUCUGCCCUUUCGCCGUGACUGCCUCAUCCGUUAUUUCAAAUGCCUUUGCAUGAUUGAGCCUUUCUUUCCUAUGAAUGGCUCACCCAACCCACCUAUCUUUGUUUGGUACAAUGCAAUUGACCCGCAACAGGACUCUUCUCAACAUAACAUCCAUUUGGAGAAGGCCUCUGUUCUCUUCAACCUGGUAGCCCUCUGCACCCACAUUGCUCUCUCCUGCGAUCUCACCACCAACCAUGGCCAUCGCCUUGCCAUGGAUGCUUUAACUUGGAUCUUUCGACUGUGGUUGAAUUCUAACAAUGUAUCUGGCACGUUUGACUUGUCCCAACAAUACACCAGUAUGAUAAACAAUGAGAUUGACAAGUUGAAAUUGAAGUUUUGUCAUCCCCAAUCUGAUGUAUCAUCAUUAGCUGGAUACCCUGCUUCAACUUAUGAUCCAUCGAGUGAUGUCACCGAACAGAUUCUUUUAGGGUAUUGGAAGGCUCACUCCCUGCUUGGAGUGUUUUGUGAAGCACCAUGCUUGGACCUUCUCUCUGAGGUUAGCCCUGUCAAGAUUAAGGAUGGAAAUCUUGUGGCCAAUGCAACCUGGGAGGCACCAAAUUUGGCAUUGGAGAACAUGAGCUUGCAGGAGACACAACAUUAACAUUCCCGUUGAGAAAAACUAAACAAGCUUUAGAAAUGAACUUUUUUACUUAUUUUUAAGUGGAUGUUGGAACUUUGUUUGUUGAUGCUAGAACUCUUCUUAUGAAAUAUUAUCCUAGAACUCUUCUUAUGAAAUAUUAUCCUCGUGAUUUUGUUGGUUGAUGUAUGAAUAUAUUCCUUUUUAUUCAUCACCAAAGCAGCGAUUUGAAUGCC
Molecule: messenger RNA, 1551 nt
Organism: Arachis ipaensis
Lineage: Eukaryota; Viridiplantae; Streptophyta; Magnoliopsida; Fabales; Fabaceae
Biological process (GO): negative regulation of stress fiber assembly
Source: RefSeq, a predicted model, not a curated record